This is a messenger RNA of Erpetoichthys calabaricus (reedfish), 5759 nucleotides long. Its product is annotated as zinc finger protein 850-like. Bases 318 to 4814 code for a protein of 1498 amino acids. Lineage: Eukaryota; Metazoa; Chordata; Cladistia; Polypteriformes; Polypteridae. The record is from RefSeq and is a predicted model, not a curated record. The transcript has 7 exons.
GUUUUCUUCGCGCUCGCUGUCUGCGAGGUUUAGACUUCCCGCACGCCACAAAAAGAAGCUAAAGCGCAGAAGUAAGGAUCUAUCCAUCUCCUAAACCUGCUUCAUCCUAAGAAGGUUAGCGAGGGAGCAGAAGUGUCCAUCCCAGCAAGCAAAAGGCACAGGCAGGAAGAAUCCCAGGGCAGGACGCCAGGCCCUCACAAGAACUAAAGGAGCCUCCUUCCCUGUUCACCUGGCCGUGCAGCGAGGGGUCUAAAUGGCCUCCCAUGUAAGAAGGGGAUCAUAGAAGAAGGGGGUAAGAGAAGGGUUUUCCACGGAGCAUGGCCUCGGCCAAAGAGGAUGGCGUGGAUGAAAGACUGCGGCAUAUUAAAGAAGAGGACUGUGAGUGGGGUGCGCCAGAGGAUGUGUGUGUGAAGGUGGAGGAUUGCCAAGAAAGACUUGCAGUUUGUAAAGAGGAGGAAGAGUGCAAGAGGGAGACCGUCGACAUUAAAGUGGAGGAUUUCGAAGAACUGCCGGUGAGUCUUGAAGUGGCAAAACACGAAACGGGGAACAUUUUCAAGCAAGAUGUGUGUGAGGAAUCUCCUUCCAGUUUACAGCCCUGGGUCACUCAUACAGGACCGCUGACUGGCCAGCAGAUUUUUAUGAAGCUGAAAUCGGAAUCAUGCGAGUUGGAAGAGAACAUCACUGAAGGAAACAGGAGAGACAGAGAAGAGCAGCAGCAGCAGUCAUCGGGGAGUGUGGGAACGAGUUUCCAGGAGAAUGGCUGCAUCUUUCCGUCUUCGUUUUCUCAGCCCUCUCUUCAGUGUGGAAUGCAAGUGAAAGAGGACAAGGAGAAGACCUCAACAAAGAGAUGGAAGAAUUUGACCCCAGUCAGUUCUCUAAUUGCUGCCAAACUGAUAGAAGGAGAGGCCGCCAACACUGAUCAACAACAAAUGACCACUGCAGAUGAAGAGGCUGUGUCUACCAGCUGUGUGCGUGGAAAAACUUGUACAAACAAAUCUAAAUCUACAGAUCAGAGGUCAACUGAUGUAAGACCAAAACAGUAUGCCUGUAGUGUAUGUGGUAAACUCUUUUCACGCAGCCACGAUCUUCUUAAACAUGAAAGAAUCCACACUGGAGAAAAACCCCAUUGCUGCCUAGAGUGUGGCAAACAAUUUUCACAAAUGAGCAAUCUUCAGCGGCACACAAGAAUCCACACUGGAGAAAAACCUUACUGCUGUUCUAAAUGUGGGAAGAGAUUCUUGCACAUCUUCCAACUGCAACGACACAUGAGAAUUCAUACUGGAGAAAAGCCGUAUUGUUGCCCUGAAUGUGGUAAACAAUUCUCAAGCAGCAGUGGCCUUUAUAAUCAUAAAAGAAUUCAUACUGGUGAGAAACCUCAUAGGUGUUCUGUAUGUGGCAAAAGAUUCUCCCAAACAAGUAAUCUUCUGAGCCACAUAAAAAUCCACACUGGAGAAAAACCGUAUUGCUGUUCUGAGUGUGGCAAACAAUUUGCCCGUAAUAGCAAUCUUCAGCAGCAUGUGCGAGUUCAUUCCGGAGAGAAGCCAUAUUCUUGUUCAGAAUGUGGCAAGAGCUUUUCCCAUAGCAAGAACUUUCAGGAACAUGCAAAACACCAUACUGGGCAGAAACCUUUUUGCUGUUCUGAUUGUGGGAAAAGAUUCAUAAAAAUUAAAUAUCUUAAACGCCAUCUGUUUACUCAUUCGGCAGAGAAACCUCAUCGUUGUGUGGACUGUGGCAAAACAUUUUUGUAUAGGAGCAGCCUUCAGGACCAUGCCAAAAUUCACACUGGAGAAAAACCUCAUUGUUGUUUGGAUUGUGGGAAAAGAUUUCUACAGAUAUGGCAUCUGAAACGCCACUUGAGAAUUCAUACUGGAGAAAAGCCGUAUAGUUGUAGUGAAUGCGGCAAACGGUUCUUUGAAACCAGACAACUUCAGGAGCACAUGCAAAUUCACACUGGAGAGAAACAUCACUGUUGUUUGGAAUGUGGCAAGAGAUUCUCACAGAAAGGUACCCUUCGCAAACAUGCAAGGGUCCAUAGUAGUGAGAAAUCUCACUGUUGUUCCGAAUGUGGGAAACGAUUCUCAGAUAUGCACAGUCUUCAGUGCCACAUCAGAAUUCACACUGGAGAAAAACCUUAUUGUUGUCCUGAAUGUGGUAAACAGUUCACACGCAACAGUCACCUUCUUACCCAUAAAAAACUUCAUUCUGUUAAGAAAUCUUACUGUUCUGAAUGCAGCCAGUGUUUCUUAGAUCUUGACAGUCUUAAUAACCACAUGGAAAUUCACAAAAUAUCUCAAGAUGCAAACAGAAGUGUGGUGAAUGUGGAGUAUGGUGUUCAGGGUUUGGCCUUCUUUACCCUGGCCAUGUCUCUGAGUGCUGAACACCUUGAACUUCUGGGCACUCCUGGUAAGGACAUCACUGGAGGACAACAGGUUCCUGGUCGCUUCACCCAGGGAGGUCCCAGUGAAGAUAGAGGAAAGCAGAGACUCCGGGCAGAGAAGAGUUUAACACAGAGAAUGGCCUACGCCAACAGUGACAGCCCGGAUGCAGGACUGGCUCACGUUAAGCAAGAGGACUGUGAGUGGGAUGCAUUCGCAGAUUUGGGUGUAAAGCUGGAGGACCCCAAAUGUGCCGGUUCGGUUUUAAAAGUGGAGGCGUCCAAAGGGGGAAUCGUUCAGAUUAAAGGCGAGGAUUCGGAUGAAUUCUACGCUAGCCUUGAACUGCAGGAUCAUGACAGUGGAAGUGUUUUGAAGCAAGACCUUUGUGAAGAAUCUCCUGCCGGUUCACUUCCCUGGUUGACUAAUACGGGACAACUGGCUACCCAGCUGACUUCAAGGGAACUGAAAUCGGAGUUUGAAGAGAAAAUCGCCGAGGAGAACAGGAAAGGAGAGGAACAGCCGUCACCUAGCAGUGGGGGAAUAAGUCUCCAGGAGAAUGGCUGCUUGUCCCAGUUUUCAUUUGCCCAGCCCUCUCUUCAGUGCAGACUGAAAUACAAACAGGAAAAGAUGAAGAAAUCAACAAGAGGAUCACAGCAUGUGCCAGCAGCCAUUUGGCCUUGCAGUUCUCUUUCUCUGGUCCAAGUAAUGCAGAUAGACGCCAUCAACGCUGAUCAACAGCAAGGGCAUAAAACAGAUCAAGAGUCUUUGUGUGCUGAGCAAGAGUGCAAACAAACUUUAAAAAUCAAAUCAGACUUUAGCAAUCUCGAGGCAGUCUGUACAACACCAACGCCUAAUUGCUGUUCUGAAUGUGGCAUGCAAUUUUCCGACAGUUGUGAUCUCCAAAGACACAUAGUAAUUCAUACUAGAGAAAACCCCUUUUACUGUACUGAGUGUGGCAAACGAUUUUCUGACAAACGUGGUCUCCAAAGACAUCAAAGAGUCCACAGUGGUGAAAAGCCCAUUUGCUGUGCUGAAUGUGGAAAAAGAUUUAGUCAAAAUAGCCAUCUUCGGAUCCACUUAAGAGUUCAUACUGGAGAAAAGCCGUAUUGUUGUUCUGAAUGUGGCAGACAAUUCAGUACAAGUGGUGCCCUUCAGAGGCAUAAAAGAAUCCAUACUGGAGAGAAGCCAUAUUUUUGUUCUGAAUGUGGCAAAAACUUCUCCACGAGUAGCCAUCUUCAACGUCACAUAAAAAGAGUUCAUACAGUGCAACAACCUUUCAAAACCAACUCAGACUUUGAAAAUCUCAAUUCAGUUUGUACAACACCAGAUCCAUAUUGCUGUUCCAAAUGUGGCAAGCAAUUUUCAGACUGUGAAAGUUUUCAAAGACAUACAAGAAUGCACACUGGAGAAAAGCCGUAUUGUUGUGCUGAAUGUGGCAAAGGAUUUAAGUGGAGUAGCCAUCUUCAGUAUCAUGUAAGAAUUCAUACUGGAGAAAAACCAUACUGCUGUUUGGAAUGUGGCAAACGAUUCUCUGACAAUCGUUGUUUCCAAAGACAUAAAAAGGUCCACACUGGAGAAAAGCCCUAUUGCUGUGGUGAAUGUGGAAAACGAUUUAUUCAAAGUAGCCAUCUUCGGAUCCACUCAAGAGUUCAUACUGGAGAAAAGCCUUAUUGCUGUUCAGAAUGUGGCAAACAAUUCAGUGUAAGUAGUGCCCUUCAGAGGCAUAAAAAAAUUCAUACAGGUGAGAAGCCAUAUUUUUGUUUGGAAUGUGACAAAAACUUCUCUAGUAGCAGCCAUCUUCAACGUCACGUAAGAAGAAUUCAUACUGGGCUGCAAACUUUGUCUACUGGGCAAGAAGAGUGCAAACCAACUUUUAAAACCAUUUCUGACUUUAAAAACCACAAGUCAGUUUAUGCAAGACCAAAACCCUAUUGUUGUUCUGAAUGUGGCAAGCGAUUUUCUGAUAGUGAAAGUUUCCAAAGACAUACAAAAAGACACACAGGAGAAAAGCCAUACUGUUGUAUUGAAUGUGGCAAAAGAUUUAGGUGGACGAGUGAUCUUCAGAGUCACACAAGAAUUCAUAUCGGAGAGAAACCAUACUGCUGUUUGGAAUGUGGCAAACGAUUCUCUGACAAUUGUAGUUUCCAAAGACAUAAAAGAACCCACACUGGAGAGAAGCCCUUUUGCUGUACUGAAUGUGGAAAAAGAUUUAUUCAAAGUAGCAAUCUUCAGACCCACGCAAGAGUUCAUACUGGAGAAAAGCCUUAUUGCUGUUCUGAAUGUGGCAAACGAUUCCGUACAAGUAGUGCCCUUCAUAGGCAUAAAAGAACUCAUACAGGAGAGAAACCAUAUUUUUGUUCGGAAUGUGGCAAACACUUCUCUAGGAGUAGCCAUCUUCAACAUCACAUAAGAAGAAUUCAUACAGUUUUGCAAAGUUAAGGGAGCAAGAACUGAUCUCAUGAAUUAAGACUGAGGCUCACUUCUGUCUUGAUAGUAAGUACAAGAAGAAAAUUUGGAAACAAACUCUAGAAAUGUUGCAUGGUUCUUGUAAAUGUUGCAAAAGACUAUUCCAUUAAAAAAAAUAUUCAGAAACACAAAGGAAUCCACAGUGAAGUUAGAAAUAAAACCGUACAAUUAGACUAUCCUGAUUAAAGAGUGAGGUUCACAUCUGUUGUGAUAGUGAGUACAAGAAAAUCUGGUAAAGUUAAAGGGAGGGAAGCCAUAUUGCUCCUGUGAAUGUGUGAAAAGAUUCCCCCAUCACCAGUCUUCAGAAUCUGAUCAGAAAUCAUAUGUUGUGAAUAUGGCAAAUUACUUUCCCAUUACAGCAGCCUUACCCGUUGUUCAAAUAUAUACACUGAAGCAAAACUUUCUUGCUGCUCAAUAUGUGGCAAAGGAUUCUCAAUUUCAAGUCAUUUCCAUCACAACUUAUGAAUCCACAGUGGCGAGAACUCUUCUGGGUAGACUCAUUGUGGUAAAUGAUUCUGAAACAGCAGUGGACUUAAAUCAUAAAAGAGUUCACAUUGAUAAGAGGCCACAUGACUGUUCUGAAUGUGUCAAGUGUUUCUCACACAGCAAUAACCCCAUGACAAUUCACACUGGAGGAGGCCUUGAAGGAGUAAGUUGCAGGGUGGAGAACAAAUGAGUGGAAGGAAGACUGACACGUAACUGUCCUAACUAGUACUACAGACUUAUGUUGGUCUUAAUGGCACUUAAAGAAAAUGUUUUUAGCACUUAUGUGGUGUGACUUUGAUUCGAUCUUCGUACAGAAACAUGAACUGGAGGAGAAAUAAAGAGUGGGAGGGAGAGAGAGCGUAAUUUUUCCUUUUGCUGUUUUUCUCUAGCAUUGCACCAGGACUGCUAUAAACACACACACCACUUUCCUUC